UUUCCCUCCUCCCAUCUAAAAGCUACCAAAUGCUAUUCCUCAAAUCUUCACCUUUAGUUCCACUCUGAUCAUAGAACCCUAUUCCUCUUCUUCCUCGGCUUUUCAUCCCAUCUUCCAUCUUCCAUCUGCAAAUCCUCUGUAUUCGUUUCCUCUUGGCCUUUGGAUCCUCCAUGCGUGGCGGCUCUCGAGCUCUGAACAGGUCGGAGCCACUGCCCCACUCACAAACUGCUCAGAUCCUGCCGCCUCUUAAGCGUCAGUUAGCUUUCGAGUCGAAUAAGCCGCUGCGUGCUUCUUCCAAUUCUUUUGAUCAAGAACCUGAUUCCAUCGCUGUUAAACCUCUCAAACCAAAGCAGACAGGUGUUAUGUAUACCAACGUGGUUGAAUCAAAUGACUGCAUUCAAGAUCAGGGAUUUUCUAAAGAUUCUCUAAGUUCUGUUCAGACACCCGUAUCUGCAAAAGGAGGAAGGAUGUACAAUAAGUCAAAAACUUCAAGGAGAAUGACAUCUGGGACUCAAACACCUAUCUCAGACACUAGCAUUUAUUCUCCUCUUACUCCAGCUGGAAACUGUCGAUAUGACAGUUCUUUAGGUCUUCUGACAAAAAAAUUCAUCAAUUUAAUUAAGCAAGCAAGGGAUGGCAUUCUUGACUUAAACAAAGCUGCAGAAACUUUGCAGGUGCAGAAAAGGAGAAUAUAUGACAUAACAAAUGUUUUGGAAGGCAUAGGUCUCAUAGAAAAGAAGCUGAAAAACAUAAUAUAUUGGAAGGGAUUCAAUACACAAGUUCCAGGAAAUGUGGAUAGUGAUACUUCUAUGUUGCAGGUGGAUGUUGAAAACCUUUCUUUUGAAGAGCGUAGAUUAAAUGAUAAGAUAAGAACAUUGCAGGAAAGACUGAGGAAUCUGAGUGAAGACGAAAAUCUCCAAAAAUGGCUCUUUGUGACAGAAGAAGACAUUAAAAGCUUGCCUUGCUUUCAGAAUGAAACGCUGAUAGCAAUUAAAGCUCCUCAUGGAACCACAUUGGAAGUUCCUGAUCCUGAUGAAGCUGUUGAUUAUCCACAGAGAAGAUAUAGGAUAGUUCUUAGGAGUACGAUGGGUCCUAUCGAUGUAUAUCUUGUCAGUCAAUUUGAGGAAAAGUUUGAGGAGGUGAAUGUGGUCAAGCCACCCAGGAACUUCCUGCAUGCUUCCAGUUCAGGAUCAAACGAACAUCUAGCAACAGAAGCCAUCGGGGAGAGUAGUAGAGACGAAAUAGAGCCUCGAGCUCACCUGUCCCAAUACAGCAGUAGCUGUGAUGUGAUUGGUUCAAAUGAGUUUCCUGGGGGAAUGAUGAAGAUUAUUCCUUCAGAAUUUGAUAAUGAUGCAGAUUACUGGCUGUUGUCAGAUGCUGAAGUUAGCAUUACAGAUAUGUGGAGAACAGAUUCAGAUAUUGCAUGGGAUGAAUCGCAUAUGGUUUCUCAGGACUUUUUGAUAUCUGAUGUCAGUGCCCAAAGGCCAAGACCAGGAAGCCCACAUUCGGAGACAGUCGAAGCACCAUCUGAUGUUAACUUAAGACAGAGGUGACAAAGGAACAGGUCGGACUUUAAUUCAUUAAUUAUCUGUUCCCAUUCUCAUUACUCAAGAUGUGAUUUAUAGCCAAACAAACAGUUGAAUUGUACUGGAACUCAAGCUCAACUGUACAGUGUAAUUUCUAUAACCCAAGUAAUGUACUGGGAAGAUAUUCCAAGCAUGGUAUAGAAUAUAAAUUGCAAGGACUAGUCGUACGCGGUGUGCGGAGGAAAUAGAAACAAACUUUUGUAAGGUUGCAGAUGGGCAGACGCAUGUAAGAUCGGUUUCCAGACAUUAUUAGGCCACCAAGAGCUUCAAUGCGUUGGUAAAACUUUUCAUCUUCAGUUUCAAAUCCAUUUUAACAAUAAAGGGGUUUGAUUUGAGAUAUCUCUGAUAAGGCGAAGAAAUAGUUUGAUUUAAUUGAAAUUUUGAGACAAAGUUUGUUGUUAACCAAGGAUUAUGGAAACCAUAGAUUACUAUA
This is a messenger RNA of Cucurbita pepo subsp. pepo (vegetable marrow), 2019 nucleotides long. NCBI's taxonomy places the organism in Eukaryota, Viridiplantae, Streptophyta, Magnoliopsida, Cucurbitales, Cucurbitaceae. The record is from RefSeq and is a predicted model, not a curated record.